Molecule: messenger RNA, 4837 nt
Organism: Strongylocentrotus purpuratus (purple sea urchin)
Lineage: Eukaryota; Metazoa; Echinodermata; Echinoidea; Camarodonta; Strongylocentrotidae
Product: serine/threonine-protein kinase LATS1
Exons: 7
Coding region: 785-4735 (1316 amino acids)
Biological process (GO): regulation of organ growth; G1/S transition of mitotic cell cycle; hippo signaling
Molecular function (GO): protein serine/threonine kinase activity; ATP binding
Source: RefSeq, a predicted model, not a curated record
CGAGACUCAAUUCUCCCAACACAAAGGUAUUUCCCAUGGUUCCAUGGGAUACCAUCCGUGGGAAACAAACUGUGUGUGUGUAAAAUAAACGUAAUUUGUCUGAAGAGAAAUCUUGCACAUGUAUUGUCUAUGCGGAACAAGAUUGUGAAUAUGUCAUAUAUUUCUGUGGAGGAAAUUUCUCUGUUUCGCAGCGUAAAUUGUUACUUUAGAAAUUUAGAAUCGCGUGGAAUCACUUGGAUAUAAUAAUUCACGGAAAAGUAUCUUCGAUUGAUUUUGGAAUUGGACGGAAACGUGGAAAUCUAAUUCGUAGAUAGGAGGAAUGUGAGGCAACCUGUUUCGUGGUCGUGUGAAUUUCUUUCUGCAUGUUGUCGCACACAUACAACUGGCAUUGUGUGUGAGCGUGUGUAUGACAUCAACAAUAUGGCCACCGACAUCUACAGUGCACUGGAAAAACAUGCAUUGUUUAUGUUCCAAACUCGUCAGGAAUCAUGAAUUUCCUAGCCAGCUUGAAAUUAGCUUCUCCCUGGUUUCCCCCGUAAAGAUAUUAGGUGUAUAGCACACCAAUGUAGAUAUUGAUUAAGGCCACUUUAGUAGUUUCUUUCAACCACUGUAGGAAGUGGACACAUGGAUUUAUACUUUGGAUAUAUUUUAAGAAGUGACUUAUUUAUCAUGCUGCUUGUGGAUUUACCUUACAUCGACGCACGAGAGUGACAUAAGAAAGACUUGAAGCAAAGACUUGAAAGCUUUGUCGCAGGUUGGUGACAACAGCGACAAGGGGGGCGCAAUGCAGAAAGGGGCGGCCAACUCCAGGCCGCAGAUCUUCGUAGGGAACCACAGAAAAAUGCUGCGUGACAUCUCCGAUAGCCUGCACCACCUCCGGGUUAACCAGCCGAGUGACUCGAGCGGGAGUGGGGCGCAAUUAUCGCAAAAUGGCAACCAUGCCAAUGGGAGCAACUCAGGAGGGGGAGGGGAGGGGGUACGACUACAGACUGGUGGGGACAAGAGUAGUAGGAGGGCAGGAUAUAAAGAGAAACUGGACAUUAUCAGGAACAGUCUCCCAGAGCCUGGAUUGAAGAUGCAGCAGUAUCAUCAUCAGCAGCCUUCGCCUAUCCCCUAUGAUGAGCAGGAAAGCGGAGCGAAAGUCUCCCAGAUCUCCAGGCUGUACCAGCAGCAGCAGCCCAAGGGUCCAGACUCUCCGGAUAGUAGCAUCAGGGACGGCAGUAGCUACGCCAGCAGUACAGACAGCUCCUCACUCAGCAACGGUAGUGGGUACCGCACUGUCCCAGCACCUCAUGGGUUCAAGCGGAAAUCUAGCUACGAUGACAGAGGGCAGCCACUACUACAGUCCAACGCAGCUGGAGAUGCCUUGCAGCACCCAUCACCGUACGGCCAGCAGACUUCCCGUCAACAGAUCCACCUAGGUGGUAGCGACAAUACCCGCAGUCUUUCAUCCAUAUCUUCAAACAACUCCUUCAGCGAUGGCAGGUCCUCUUCCAUUCAACAGCAGCAGCAGGCAGCAUACCCUGGCCGUUCCUACACAUCCAUAAUGGCCGCUGGUGACAAUUUGGCACCAAACUCACAGGGAAUGCCUUUUGCAGGAUCAGUUGCACCCGGUGGUGACAGUAGACUCCAAACGCAGUGGAACACCAUGAAUUACAGCGGUUACCCUGCACAUUCGAGAGACAGUAGUGGGCAAAUUCAUAUAACUGCCGGUAGGGCUCCGCCGAACAAUCUGCAAAGCACAAACCAUAAUAGAUCAGUGCCAUCUAUGGAAAGGACAAAGGUAGCAAAUAUGUUACAUAUAGGUAACAAUGGUGAUAUUUACCAGUCGUAUGUGAAUCCAAAAAGAGACAAUUCAGGGUAUGUGUCGAGCCUGACUAUGAGUAGAGUGCCAGGGCCAGCUGAUAGCGGUUACAACCAAAUAACAAUCAAUCCUGAGGACAGAACUAUCAAAAGGCAAACUGUUAUUACAAUCUCAACAACAUCGUCAACAACAUACUCAACGGGAAAGCAGUUUACCGUGUCGGAUCCUAUGUCUUCGCAUAAUCCGCCUCCUUAUCCGCAAGGAAGGACUUACAAUGUUCAAGCCGCAACGGCAGCUGCGCAAGGUCAAAGCAUUCCCCAGUCCAAUGGAUAUGACUUGGGACAAAGACAUGGAACAAUGACAAAUGCCACCUACUCUGUACAAAGCACACAAGUGUCCAGUCAGUUGGCAGCACAGCAUAACCCACAAGCCGGGUCAAAUGUGACUUAUAACGGGCAGAGUCCCAACAUGUCAAAUCACCUGAAUGUGCAACAUGGUUCCACUUCAAAAGAGCAGCAUCGAAGCUCUGCUCAUAUUAUGAUUUUACCACCCGACAAUCAGCCUAACAUGUAUAGCCAGGACAUGAUAAGUGCUAUGAUCAGUAAAACUCAGCCUCCUCCGAGCUACGAAUUCAGCACUCAACAUCGGCAGACCCCAAAUUCUAUUCAGACUCAAGCAGGGCACAUAGGUGGGCAACAGCAGAGAGGAGGCACACCAACCAUGACUCAACAGCAGUUCAAUACAGCAAGACUCACUCCCCAGAAUAGUCAGAAUCCUAGCAAUAGCAGUACUGUAUUCAAGCCAAUUCCGUCACAGAUGGGAGGAGGCAACGUGGUACAGAUUCAGACCCAGCUCCCUCAGCAUCAUCAACCGCAGCCUGCUGUGGUAACGAUUAGCCGCAUUGAUCCGAACAAUGAUUUAACGGGAGGUAGCAAACCGCCUCCACCAUAUAGGCCAGCAGCUCCUGUGCAGAGUGUGGAAAUGAAGACCAAAGACUUGCAUCUCAAAGUUCCCGUCCCUGUUCCUGCUGCUGUUAGUUCAACUGCCCUCCCAGGGCCAGGUUACUCUUCACCACCUAUUCUUCAGUCUGUUCGAAGUACCACGGUGGCUAAACCUGUCCUACAGAAAGCCCAUGGUCCUGACCAGCCUCCACCUGCUAGGGGUUCAUCCCCAGACACAGUCAGCACUCAAAGCACCAGCACACAGAGCUCCUCCACAAGAUCAGAAUCCCCUCUUGUCAGACCUCCCUCUCUUAUUUCAGAGAUCUCGGAUGUUGGUGAUCUUGAGAGUGCAUCCAGCGAUUCCCAGCCUCUCGAGAAGAGCAGAAUAGAAUCCCCUGUUCCUGAGCGACGCAACAAGGGUAGGCAUAAGGAGAGGUACGAGCCUCGGGUCAAGACCUACAAUCCGCAAGCCUACAAAUUUUACAUGGAGCAACACGUUGAAAAUAUCCUCAAGUCGCAUCGGCAAAGAAUCACAAGGCGGAUGCAACUUGAGCAGGAGAUGCAGCGUGUAGACCUAACCUCUGGGGACCGUGACCAGAUGAGGCGUAUGCUCUUCCAGAAGGAAUCCAACUACCUCCGCCUCAAGCGUGCCAAGAUGAACAAAUCCAUGUUCAAGAAGAUCAAAACCCUUGGCAUUGGAGCCUUUGGUGAGGUGGCUCUUGCCAGGAAAGUUGACACCAAUGCCUUAUACGCUGUAAAGAAGCUACGGAAGUUGGAUGUCAUCCAGCGCAACCAGGCGGGCCACGUGAAAGCAGAGAGGGACAUCCUGGCAGAGGCGGACAACGAGUGGGUAGUCAAACUCUACUACUCCUUCCAGGACAAGGACAACCUGUACUUUGUGAUGGACUACAUCCCAGGGGGUGACCUGAUGAGUCUCCUGAUCCGUCUAGAGAUCUUCGAGGAGGACCUGGCCAGGUUCUACAUCGCUGAACUGGUCCUGGCCAUAGAGAGUGUACACAAGAUGGAUUUCAUCCACAGAGACAUCAAACCAGACAACAUCCUAGUUGACAGAGAUGGUCAUAUCAAGCUCACCGACUUUGGUCUCUGCACAGGUUUCAGAUGGACCCAUGACUCGAAGUACUAUCAGAAAUCUGGUCAUGCAAGACAAGACAGUAUGGAGCCCUUCGACACCAUGGACGGUGAGAAGUGCAAAUGCAUCAACCACUUCGCUCACAAAGAGAAAGAGCUGGACCUUUCAUCUCUCGACAAGCGCCCUCUCAAGACGCUGGAGAGGAGAAGGAAGCGGCAGCAGGAGAGGUGCAAGGCCCACUCCUUAGUUGGAACCCCCAAUUACAUCGCCCCUGAGGUCCUUACCAGAACAGGAUACACCCAGCUGUGUGAUUGGUGGAGUGUAGGUGUCAUCUUGUACGAGAUGCUUGUUGGUCAGCCACCGUUCCAUGCAGACUCACCCGCUGAGACCCAAUGGAAGGUGAUCAAUUGGAAACAGUGCCUUCACAUCCCGUCCCAAGCCAAGCUGAGCCGUGACGCCUCUGACUUCAUCCUCCGUCUGUGCACGGGACCCGAGGAGCGUCUGGGCAAGAAUGGCGUCCUGGACAUCAAGUCGCAUCCGUUCUUCCAGACCAUAGACUUGGACUCCAACAUCCGCAAGAUGAAGGCCCCCUACAUCCCCACCGUCCGCCACCCCACUGAUACCUCCAACUUCGAUCCCGUCUCGCCCAACAAGCUCGGCUCCGACUCCAGCACCGACAGCUGGGAUAGUAACCCCAACGAGGAGGAGAACCAUCGGCAGCAGACGGACCAUGCCUUCUUCGAGUUCACCUUCCGGAGGUUCUUCGACGAUAACGGGCAUCCCUACCCGAUGCCCAUCGACAUUGAUUCGUCGCCGGGACCGGGGGAGAUGGAGAGAUCGGAAGGAGAUGGAGCUGCUGCUCAAAGUAGCUUAGACAUGCAAGACAUGGUCUAUGUCUGAUUACGAUGACAUCAGUUAGUUUCUUUGAAACAAGAUCUUAACAGCACAUGAUGUGCUGCGACUUGUUUACAUUGUCUUUUCAUGUUUUGUUGUAUGGUAUGU